CUCCUUGUUAUGAUAAUAAAUAAACUGCUUAUUGUGAGACGAGAACUGGCAUUGUGUCAUACCAUAAUUCAAUCAAUCAAGCAAACCAUAAAUGGUAUGUAAUCGUGACAUUUCUGAGUUUUGUUUAUAUGGGAAUUUGUACUGGUUAGUGAUCAUAAGGGAGCGACCGUACACAACUACGGGUUAUUAGAGAUCAGGAGAAAUCGUAUUAUUAUUGCACUGCCAGAACACUGAUGGUCGUUCACGAUCACGACCCAACUGAAAUUGGCCGGCCCAAUUCAUCACCAAAACAACGGGAAUCAUAUACUGAAAGAAAUGAGUCAGAAUUAGAAGAGGGAAAAAAGCAAUAUGACGUCAGCACUUACCCAAGAAGUAAGUUGCAUAAAGAAAAACAUGAUGGCUUACAGUAUUUCAAAGUUGUCCAUAUUCUCGGCCUAAGAAAUUUGGAUCAUUUUGGAAAACUUCCUGGUGACGUAAUACUGCACAAUGGCACGAAAGACAGAAUACUCAUAGAACUGGAGAAAAACUAUGAAGUAAAGGAUGAGUCUAUCAGACAAAGCCUGAGUGCACAGCUUUUGAAUGAUCUUGGAUUUGAACGCCAAAGCGAUGCUGUCAAGACCAUAUUAUCACGAUCAAAUCUAGUACCAGAUCAUGUCGACCCCAUAGAUGCUGUGACGCGUUUUGUGGUAGAUAAAUUCAAGUACAAUGAAAACUGCAAGACGGAAUGGGAAAAGAAGAACCCAUUGACGGGAACUUUACCUGAAGAUGUUACUCAACGCCUUUAUUGCAAAACUGCCUUUGAAGGGGCUAGUUUGGGGGUUCUCGGAUACGACAUAGAGUCUGUGAUCAGAACCAGUAUCAAUGAAUUACAAGAAUCAAACCACGUCCAAGUUCUAUAUCAUGGAACCGACAUGGAUAGCGCCUAUGACAUUUUAAAGGGUGGUAUUGCUGUAAGCAUGGGUUCUCAGAAACGAGACUUCAGCGAUGGAAGGGGCUUCUAUCUGACCAAGAACUUUGAAGACGCCAAAAAUUGGGCAUUUAGUACAACACAAAAGCCAGUGGUCUUAGUGUUCUGCAUACCGAAAACGCUUCUCCGAGAGGCAAAAAAAUUAAGUUUGUUGGGAGAAUCGGAACGGAGUCGGUGGGAAAUGAUCGUCAACGCGAAUCGCUCAGGAAUCCUUGAUUGGCAGAUGCGACAGAAGUUGAAAGAAUUUGAAUGCAUCGAAGGCCCUGUUUCUUCAGUAUCAGACGGCAUCCGAAGACCGAAACCCAAUUCAUACCAGCUAUGCAUAACCAAGGAAAAUUUUGCUGACGUAAUCAGCAAGUAUUUAAAGAGGAUCGUUCAGUUUUGCGACAAUGAAUGACUUAUAAGUGACUUAAUAUCACCUGCAAUUCACACCACAAUAUACACUGUAUUUUAUACAUUCUGUUGUAUAGCUUCUUUAUAUUUCACAAUAUAUUUUCUAUAUUUUCCUACAAAUCUCCCAGAUAACGGAAUCUCAAGAAUUCGGGCCGUAUCUUCCGGUCUCAAUUCAACAUAAAAUCCCCCAGUUUUUCGAGAAACAUGGCAAAACUAUCACGUCUUUUACACUAUAUUUACAAAAUAUUGGACCUGAUUUUUACUUAAAUAUAUCAGUGGUCUGCGGCCAAUAAUAUUAGCUUUCCAAACAAAUUUAUAGUAAUCCUUACUCUUAUUUCCACGGUUCGAUCUAUUCUUAAAAUAUUAAGCCUAGUAUGAGAUGAAUAAGGCCAUCAACACAUUAAUGCUUCAUGAAAUGGAAAACACUAGAAUUUCGUUUCCAAUGGGAUUGUAGUAAUCAAUUUAGUGAAGGUAUCAGGCACUAAAAGCCAUUAUAAAUACAUUCAGUAAAAUAUUUCAGACUGACGAGUUUAACAAAAAUCAACGGUCAGUGCGAAGCAUGCAUGCGCUCACAAACUCCCACUAAUAAACAAAAUACUCGUUUUCAAUUUCAAUUUAUUUACAUUGCAUAUUUCAGGUUAAAGGUAAUAUUAAAGGAAAUAAUUUAUUUAAAGCAUUAAAGACUAUCUAUGACCAUAAAGUGUUUCUAUGUGGACGACAGGCAAACAAAUCGUUCGAUUUGACUAUGUAUUUUCAUUUAUUAUUACGAAUAUUACCUGUCAUUGCCUGUUCUCAAAAGCUUUGAAAAACGUUGGUAAGAAAGCGAAAAAUCUAGUUCACGGUCGUAGCGAGAAUCUGACAUCUUCGAGACAUCUGUCAGGCCGACCGAGGUAACGACAUUUUGAAAGAGCCUUGGGCCGAAACAUAUCUUAUAGCUGUGGCGUUAUUUUUACUGUCAUUGCUUACAUGAGGCUGAUUGAUGUAACUGCUGAGUUUUAAAAUUAAAAAAGCUGAUUGUGCCAAACUAAAGAUGACUAAGGUAUUCAUUUCCUAAUUAACAGAUUGAAAAAGUCUCGAUCUCGAUUUCAUAAUAAAUUCUAUUUUUAAAAACACCCUCUGGCUUCCCAGAACGCGCCAUUGUGUUAUGUGCUCUUCAGAAAUAUU
Molecule: messenger RNA, 2524 nt
Organism: Exaiptasia diaphana
Lineage: Eukaryota; Metazoa; Cnidaria; Anthozoa; Actiniaria; Aiptasiidae
Exons: 1
Coding region: 234-1364 (376 amino acids)
Source: RefSeq, a predicted model, not a curated record